This is a messenger RNA of Plenodomus lingam JN3, 1602 nucleotides long. NCBI's taxonomy places the organism in Eukaryota, Fungi, Ascomycota, Dothideomycetes, Pleosporales, Leptosphaeriaceae. The record is from RefSeq and is a predicted model, not a curated record.
AUGGCAGUACAACCAUACUCGCCACGGGAAUCCAUUGAAAUGGAAGGAGAUCCCCUCCUCUCCCUGGUGGAUUCGGCCUUUGAGCCCGAGCAGCUUCCGCUGACGGUCGCGAAGAAGAAGAAGAAGCCCUGGGUUCUCUUCGUGAUCCUCGUGUUUGCCAUGGUCUCCAUCAUCGACAUCGGCGCCUUCCUCGCGGACCCCCCCAAAACGCGUGUUUUCGAAGCGAACAUCUGCCUUGGUUACUACCAGGAACACGACCCUUCGGUGAUUGGCGACGAUGGGACGAUACCAGAGAAGUUGUGCAAGUUGGACGAGAUACAACAGAAGCUGGCCAUGAUCUUUGGGUGGCAAGAAACCUUUGAUGCGAUACCAGGUAUCCUUUUGGCUGUGCCUUUGGGCACCAUGGCGGACAGACGAGAUAUGGAUAUGGACUAUGGGCACCAGCUGACAGCGAUAGGCUAUUUCAAGACUCUUCCCCUUCAGUGGACCUGGCUAUCCAGCCUCUUCUUCUUCAUCGGCGGCGGCCCUAUUGUGGCUAUGGCGAUUGGCAUCACCAUGCUCUCCGACAUUGUGCCUCCUGAAAAGCGAACUUCGAUCUUCCUAUACUUGACAGCAACCGUGCUGGUCUCGGAAAUGAUGGCGCCCAUACUUGCAGCACGCCUUAUGGAUCAUGGUGACUGGUUCCCGCUGGUCCUGGCACUGGCCAUUCAGCAGGCUGGCAUUAGUCUUGCGUUUGUCGUCCCAGAGACGCUGCACAUGCGCGACUUACCAGAACCCAAAGACGGUGUCGAGGAGGUAGUCGUUGUCAAGCCAACAGGCAGUCACUUCACAAUCAGAUCGCAGAUACAAAACUUCCGCACUGCCAUUAUCUUCUUACGUAGCGACUGGACAUUGGCCCUGGUUGUCUUUACCUUCAUGGCGAACAGACUCGGUAGCCAGUCGCUUAGUCUCAUCGUUCGUUACGCCUCGAAACGCUAUGGCUGGGAGAUCAAAAAGGCUGCCUAUCUCUUGUCCCUCCGUGCAGCAACCAAUCUCGUCGCAAUUACUGUUUUCAUUCCCCUCACUAAUCUUGUGUUGUUGAAGAAAUUUCGUCUCCCAGCGCACUGGGCGGAUCUGUACCUAGCUCGUGGUUCCAUCAUUCUCACUACCAUUUCUUUCUUUGUCAUGGGCAUUGCCGCUUACCCAGCACUCCUCGUUAUAGGUCUCCUCAUCUUCAAUCUCGGCACAGGCUACAGCGCAGCCAUGCGCUCCAUCGCCAUUCAUGUAGUCGGCGGGCAGUCAAGCCCCGAUGUUGGUAAGCUCAUGAGUACCAUUGCGAUUGCGGAAGCCUUCGGUGCCAUGGUGGCUGGACCGAUGUUGAGCCAGAUGUUUCAGUGGGGCAUGGAUCUGGGAAGUGCAUGGACUGGACUGCCUUUUCUGAUGUCUGUUGUGUUUUUCGCGGCGAUGACCAUGGCCAAUUUCCUGAUUGAUUUCAAGGACAAAGAAGUUGCGUAUAUGGAAGUGAGGCGCGACGAUGAGGAUGUUGGCGGUGAUGUGGAUGGUGCCGAACGAGCGAUGACUUCUGGCCUGGAAGACCGCGCGAUUAGAAGAUCUAUUUCUUGA